Molecule: messenger RNA, 222 nt
Organism: Lentinula edodes (shiitake mushroom)
Lineage: Eukaryota; Fungi; Basidiomycota; Agaricomycetes; Agaricales; Omphalotaceae
Product: acetyl-CoA carboxylase
Exons: 1
Biological process (GO): fatty acid biosynthetic process
Molecular function (GO): acetyl-CoA carboxylase activity; ATP binding
Source: RefSeq, a predicted model, not a curated record
AGAUCGUCAACUUCCGUAUCCCUCAAAGCUCGGGAGGUGCUUAUCAUGGGCCAAAUGCCCUCGUACAAAGAACGACUUGGUCAAAUGGAAACUGUGUUGAGGAGUUCGGUUACCAGUCAGUAUUACGGCGAGCAGGUGAACACUGUUCAUACCCCGUCUGCGGAAGUGUUACGAGAACUCAGUGAUUCUCGUUAUACUGUGUUCGAUGUACUUUCUGCCUUC